This is a messenger RNA of Papaver somniferum (opium poppy), 714 nucleotides long. RefSeq lists its product as uncharacterized. Bases 59 to 490 code for a protein of 143 amino acids. The transcript is spliced from 2 exons. The record is from RefSeq and is a predicted model, not a curated record. NCBI's taxonomy places the organism in Eukaryota, Viridiplantae, Streptophyta, Magnoliopsida, Ranunculales, Papaveraceae.
UUUACAUACCCAUUUUAUUCUAGCAUACCCAUUUUCUUCUUCUUUUACAUACCACAAUAUGGCUGCAUUUUCAACCGAAGAGGAUGUUGCGCUAAUUCGUGCUUUUUAUGUUGUUGCUAGUGAGCCUUUGAUCGGCAGAGAGAUGGAGGGGAGGGUUUUUUGGAACCGAAUACUAGAGGAAUUUAGAGCAUCAUUUGGCAACAACAUUGAAAGAAGCACCAAGUCAAUACAGUGCCGAUUUACAAUCUUGAAACAAAAUGUUAAGAGAUACGUCGGUCAUGUAAGAGUUCGUUGCCGGGGUAUGGCUGCUGGGGGUUAUAACGUUGCCACGGCUUAUCAUCUAGGGCAAGCUGCAUAUGAAGAGGAAGGAAAAAUAUGGAGACAUGGAGCGGUUUUCGAAAUUCUUAAGACGCAAUUUGGUAGGGAGUAUGAUCCUGAGUUCUUUCAUCCUCCGUUUAAAGGCAAUCCUGAAGAUGGAGCCGAAGCUUAAGACAGCAACACAAACUUUGUGGGUAAACCUCUCUGUAAACCCUCACAAGACCAAACUCGUCUGGUAGGGUCACCUAAAGGUUUAAGGGAAUCUUUUUAUAAUAUUUAUGUAUUUCUGGUUUUUGUUGGUCCUCUAGCAUGUAUUCGACCUAGUGGUCACUUGUAAUCAUGCUAGUGAUAAAGUGUGGUCCACCUAUUAUAAAUAAUAAUUUAAUUUCAUAUGGA